AUGGAACAUGCCUUUAUUCACUCCUUUCUGGAACCUCCACGUGUUUUACGGUUACGAUUUUGGUUGCCAACCCAACCACCUCACCAGUCACCAUUCUCGUUCUCUUGCCUCCCACCGAUUGCGGCCAUCUUGAUUUUUACUCACAGCACACCGCCGUUCGCCGGAGAUUCAGACGGCACUACCAUCACCACCACCACCACCGUAUCUCCGGUGAUCAGUCGCUUCCCUAAAUCAAAACAAACAAAAUAUUCAGAUUCGGUUGUUUAUCUUCAUGGCGACCUCGAUUUAACGAUCGCCGAAGCUCGAUGUUUGCCAAAUAUGGAUUUGUUAUCGGACCGUAUGCACCGCUGCUUCACGAUCUUCGAUUUGUGUAAAUCGCCUUCAUGGAAGAAGAGAAGCAAAUCUCAACACCGUCGUAAGAUCAUUACCAGUGAUCCUUACGUGACCGUAAGUAUUGGGGGAGCUACCAUCGCACGAACGCGCGUGAUAUCAAACUCCCAAAACCCUGUCUGGAACGAGCAUUCUAUCACGCCGCUAGCGCAUCCGGUGUCGCAACUUGAGUUUCAGGUGAAAGACAAUGAUCUUUUCGGAGCGGAUUUGAUCGGAAUCGUCGUCAUCUCCGCCGAGAGCGUAAUGUCGGGAGAGUUGAUCGACGAUUGGUUCCCGAUAAUCGGUCCUAGUGGUAAACCGGCAAAACCUAACACCGCAAUACGAUUACAGAUCAAAUUCACCUCUUGUGAUGAUCGGAACAACGAAAAAUCAAUUGCCACCGACGAGUUAUUCGGCCUGAAGGAUAGUUAUUUUCCGGUAAGACACGGAGGGAAUGUGACGCUGUAUCAGGACGCGCACCUCCAUGAGGGGCAGUUACCGGAGAUCGAAUUGGACGGAGAUAACAAAAUUUUCAAGCAGAGAGGGUGUUGGGAAGACAUAUGUCAUGCUAUCCUGGAAGCUCAUCAUAUGGUGUACAUCGUUGGGUGGUCAAUUUACGACAAGGUGAGACUGGUUAGAGAACCUAGCAAACCAUUGCCAAGUGGUUGGGAUUUAACUCUUGGAGAAUUGCUGAAAUACAAAUCACAAGAAGGUGUUAGGGUUUUGUUGCUGAUUUGGGAUGACAAGACUUCACACAACAAUCUCUUCAUCAAAACGGAGGGAGUUAUGCAAACUCACGAUGAAGAAACACGCAAGUUUUUCAAACACUCCUCUGUCCACUGUGUGUUAUCACCUCGAUAUGCAAGCAAUAAGCUUAGCAUUGUCAAACAACAGGUGGUAGGGACGCUUUACACCCAUCAUCAAAAAUGUGUUAUAGUAGACACACAAGCCCAUGGAAAUUACAGAAAGAUCUCUGCUUUUAUUGGUGGUUUGGACCUCUGUGAUGGACGCUAUGAUACACCAGAACACCGUUUAUUUCGUGAUCUUGACACUGUGUUUGAAAAUGACUACCAUAAUCCAACACUUCCUCCAGGUAUAAAAGGUCCAAGAGAACCCUGGCAUGAUUUACAUUGCAAAAUCGAUGGUCCUGCUGCAUAUGAUGUGCUCAAAAACUUUGAACAAAGAUGGAGAAAAGCCACAAAAUGGUCUGAAUUUGGACAAAAAUUCAAAAAAAUAAAUCAUUGGCAUGAUGAUGCAUUGAUUAAAAUAGAACGUAUUUCAUGGAUACUCAGUCCUUCAUCAUCUCUUCCAAAUGAUGAUCCUUCUUUGUGGGUUUCUAAAGAAGAAGACCCCGAAAACUGGCAUGUUCAGGUUUUUAGGUCUAUUGAUUCUGGUUCUUUGAAAGGAUUUCCAAAAAAUGCCCAAGUAGCUGAAUCUCAGAAUCUAGUAUGUGCAAAGAAUCUUGUGAUUGAUAGGAGCAUUCAGAAAGCAUAUAUCCAAGCCAUAAGAUCUGCCAAGAACUUCAUUUAUAUUGAGAAUCAGUAUUUUCUUGGAUCAUCAUAUGCAUGGCAUUCCCAUAAAGAUGCAGGUGCUGAUCAUUUAAUCCCUGUGGAACUUGCAUUAAAAAUUGCAAGUAAAAUAAGGGCAAAUGAGAGAUUUUCAGUUUAUAUUGUCAUUCCAAUGUGGCCUGAGGGUGUUCCUUCUUCUGCAUCUUGUCAAGGAAUUCUAUAUUGGCAAGCACAAACUAUGCAAAUGAUGUACGAUGUAAUAGCUCAAGAGCUAAAGAAUUCAAACCUUGAAAAUUCACAUCCGCAAGACUACUUAAAUUUUUACUGUCUCGGAAACCGUGAACAAUGUGAAGAAUAUGUCUCAAAUUCAAGCAGCCGAUCUUCUAAUGGCGUUUCGGUUUCGGCUUCUCAAAAGAAAGGAAGGUUCAUGAUCUAUGUACAUGCUAAAGGAAUGAUAGUAGAUGAUGAGUAUGUGGUAUUGGGGUCCGCAAAUAUUAAUCAACGCUCUAUGGCGGGUACAAGAGAUACCGAGAUAGCUAUGGGCGCGUAUCAGCCGCAUCACACGUGGGCCCACAAGAAAACACAUCCACGUGGUCAGGUAUAUGGAUAUCGAAUGUCACUAUGGGCAGAACACACGGGAAAACUAGAAAAUUACUAUAAAGAGGCAGAAAGCUUAUCUUGUGUGAAAAACAUAAACAUGCUUGCGGAAAAUAAUUGGGAAAAGUUUACAGCGGAUGAGUUCAGCCCCUUACAAGGCCAUCUUCUUAAGUAUCCGAUUAAAGUUGAUAGUGAUGGAAAAGUAACUUCUUUACCGGGACAUGAACAAUUUCCUGAUGUUGGUGGUAAGGUUCUCGGCUAUCCAUCCACUCUCCCAAAUGCUUUAACUACAUAACAUUUACAAUCAUUCGUAUUUUUGUACACGUAGGAAUUGAGGUAAAUAUGCUCUUGUAGAUUGCGUGUUGUACCCCGUUUUUUCUUUUACAUGUUUUAGAAAAUCAAAAUUGUGAGAAAUAAAAGUUUAUAUAGUUUUGUAAUGUUUUUUGCUGUC
This is a messenger RNA of Lactuca saligna, 2925 nucleotides long. The record is from the annotation of a GenBank genome assembly. NCBI's taxonomy places the organism in Eukaryota, Viridiplantae, Streptophyta, Magnoliopsida, Asterales, Asteraceae.